CCAGUCCGCUCCGCGGCGUCGACUUAUGCGCCGGUGUGUCGCAUACACCCUCGCCCGACCGUUAAGUGUCCGACCUCUGUAACCAACAGUUUAUGACAUUCGACAACCCCGCCCUGUGAAUUUUUCUUAGUUGCAUUUCGAUCAGUCCGAGGAGUGUGUCAGCCACAGACGAUUUGCGUCGGUGUCGGUGGCUCGCCCGCGUUUAUUUAUGUUGUCGUUUUGGUGUGGUGAAUAUUUGUGUUGUACGGACGAUAACCGUAUUAUCUGUGCGAUCGAGUCGAGUGGAUAUUUUUAACGAUCGACGUCUAUUUGCGAAGGCUGAGUGUGAGAAGUGUUCGAAGCGGAUGCGGCGCAAGCACCUGCGUGCGAUGCGCUGCUAGAGGCCGCGAUGGUUGGCGUGGGCGUCGCGGAGGGGGGCGGGGGUAGCGGCGGCCCCGCUGACAGCUACUACGGCGAGUACUACCCCGCGGAGUCAUACUACGUGCCGCAGGAGAUUUGCCCACAUCCGCAGCAACACCCGCAACAUCCACAUAUGUGUACAGUUCACACUGAAUACGCGGGAAUGCCAGUGGUGACGUCAGCGGCGAUGAUGCCGCAGUUGAUGCCGCAAGUAAUGGAUGAGAGCUUGCGGCACUACCUGGUUCCGCACCCGCACCCACAGGCGCAUCCCCACCACGGACCACACCACCAGCCACCACACCACCAACCACCGCACCAUCAACCACCGCCACAUCAUCAGCCCCCACAUCACUAUGGUCCAACAAAUGGUGCAGGAGGUCCUCAACAUUACUAUGGUGCAGGGUACUCACCUCACUACCAUCACGUGCCUCAACACCAUAUGCAGCAUUCUCCACCUCCAUCGGUCUUCCAAAAAGAUGAACGGACACAACGGCAAUAUUCCAAGCUUAAACAGAAAUUGGAACGUAAACAAACUAAUAGAAAUAAUGGUGUAGUGGAAUUGAAUUCUGGUGCGAGCACACCGUCGCUGUCACCGCGCAAAGAGUUAAAUGGCCGCGGUGGAGGCAGCGGCGGCGCCUCCUCGGGCGCGUGGUCCGAGGGCGAGGGCUCCUCGGCCGGCGCCUCCGUGCAGGACGACGACGAGAACGACACGCAGGCUGUGUUAGAUAUGCUGUCCACGAUACGCACCCCACAGGUGAGCGAAAUAACUUCUACGAGUGCCCUAGUGCAAUGGAAUUCACCCUAUCCAGAUGGAGUGUCAGUACCUAAUUUGGAAUUAACAUAUGACCUGCUGCUUGCGGAACGUGAUGUCAAACGAUACAAAGCAAUUUAUAGCGGACCAUCGCUCUCGUGUCGGGUGAGAGACCUGAAGCCGGGCUCCGAGUACUCGGUGUGCCUGCAGAUCCGCGCCGGCGAGCUGACGGGCGCGGCGAGCGAGGCGGCCACGUUCCGCGCGCCGGCCGCGCCGCCGGACCGCGCGCCGCCCGCCCGCGUCACGCAGCGCGCGCGCGCCUCGCUGCAGCUGCGCUGGGCCGCCGCCGCCGACAACGGCGCGCGCCUGCUGCACUACGUGCUGCAGAUGGACGCCGGCGACGGCUUCGCCGAGCUGGCCCGCCCGCGCACGCGCCAGCACACCGCCAACAACCUGCGCCCGCAGACGCAGUACCGCUUCCGCAUCGCCGCCGUCAACGAGUGCGGCCGCGGCGAGUGGAGCGACGAGACCGUCGCCUGGACGGCGGGCUCGCCGCCGCCCGCGCCCGCGCCGCCCGCGCUGCUGUCCGCCGCGCCCGACUCGCUCGCGCUCGCCUGGCAGCGGCGCGCCGACGAGGAGUUCACCCUGCAGAUGGACGACGCGGCGCGGGGCCAUGGCUUCCUUCCCGUCUACUCGGGCCCCGAGCGAUCCUACGCGUGCACCGGUCUGCGGCGCGCGACCGACUACCGGUUUCGCUUGCGAUGCGAGACCACCGACGGCCAGGGUCCGUGGUCGACGGAGGUCACGUACCGGACGCUCCCGGAGCGACCUUCCGCGCCCGGCAGGCCCUCUCCACGCGGCAAGAUUCACUCGCGCGCUUUCCGGCUCCGGUGGGACCCGCCGAUGGACGAUGGCGGCGCGACCGUUGCAUCCUACACUCUCGAAAUCGACGGCGGCGAAGGGUACCGGCCCGCGUACCAGGGCUCCGAGCGGGAGGCACAUUGCGAUCGUCUGCAGCCGGGCGUUCCGUACCGGGCGCGCGUGCGUUGCGCCAACGAGGCCGGCGACAGUGAGUGGUCGCCAACGGAGACGGUGACGACGGAGGCGACGUGCCCGGGCGCAUGCGGCGCGCCCGAGCCGGCGGCGGCGGCCCGCGCCACGCUGCUGUCGGUGCGGUGGCGCGCGCCCGACUGCACGGGCGGCGCGCCGGUGGCCGAGUACCGCGUGGAGGUGGCUGAAGCGGAGGCGAGCGGCGCCGCGCACCUGGCGUACGCGGGCGCCGCCUGCGAGUGCAUCGUGCGCGACUUGGCGCCCGGCCGCCGUUACCGCCUCUGGGUGACCGCGUGCAACCGCGUCGGCGCGGGCCCGCAGUCGCCGCCUCUCGAGUUUACGACGGCGGCCGCGCCGCCCGACGCACCAUCCGUGCCCACCGCUACAGUAGAGGGACCCGUUGCGCGGCUCGAGUGGAUCGCGCCGCGGGACAACGGAGCCUCGAUCCUCGAUUAUCGGCUCGAGAUGAGUGCGACCGACGUCGACGACGCCUUCUCGGAAGUAUACCGGGGCGCCGAUACCACCUGCCUCGUCUCGAAGCUGACACCGUUCUCGCCGUAUUUUUUCCGGGUGUGCGCGACAAACUCCGCCGGCCGCGGCGGCUGGUCGGGCGUUCGUGACGUGUUCACGCCGCGGGCGCCUCCCGCGGCGCCGACGGGUCUGCGACACGAAUCGACCGCCGACAGUCUAAGGCUAUACUGGCGGACGCCCGCCUGCCACGGGGCGGAAGUGCUCAAGUAUCGCGUCGAAGUCGAGGCGGAUACGUACGAAACCGAGGGACCGACUCCCGAGAGGAUCGUCGACGGCCUCGCGCCGAAUACCGUGUAUCGGGUUCGCGUCGCGGCCCUCAACGAACUCGGACUCGGGGACUGGUCCGAGGAGGCGAGGGCGGCAACUCGGCCGAUGCCGCCCGCGCCCCCGCAAAUCCGCUGCGCGCAAGCCGCGCACAACUACUUGAAGCUCGAGUGGAACGCGACCGGCGGCGACGGCGCGCAGUACUGCGUGGAGAUGCGCGCGCCGGAGGCUCGAGAAUUCCGAGCGGUGUACCGCGGGCCGGCGCGCUCGUGCAAGGUGAAGAAGCUGCGCGAGGCGACCAGCUACACGUUCAGGAUACAGGCGAGCGACGAGCGCGGCGGGCGUGGCGCGUGGGCGGAGCCGAGCACCGUGGCGACCGGCGCCGCGCCGCCGCCCGCGCCGCGCCCGCCCGCCGCCCACCUCCCCGCGCCGCGCGUCGCGCUCGUGGCCUGGGACGCGCUCGACCACGCGCACUACGUGCUGCAGUGUGCGCGCGCCAAGGACGCCGUCUACAAGCAGGUGUAUUCUGGCAGCGAGACUCAGUUCCAGCUGGAGGAGCUGGAAGCGGGCGCGGAGUACUUGCUGCGCGUGAUGGCGGUGCGCGGCGGGCUGGCGAGCGCGUGGUCGGGCGCGGCGCGGCUGGCGGUGCCGGCGGGCGCGGCGGCGGGCGGCGGCGUGGCGCCGGCCGGCGCGCGGCCGCGGCGCUCGCGUGGCGGCGCGGCCGGCGCACGCUCCCUGUCGCCGCGGCAGGUGGCGCUGCUGAUGGCGGGUGGCUUCCUGGUGCUGGCAGUGGUGGUGGCGGUGCUGGUGCAGCGGUUCAUGGAGCCGCGGCCGUGACGCGCGCUGGUGGCGGCGCGGCCGCGCGCCCUCGCCCGCCUGUGAGCCGCCUGCGAGUUCGACGCCCGAUUGGUGCUAGCCUGAGUCGAAGUCAAUGACAUUCGCGGCGCGCGUCGUAGCGCCGCUGUCGAUUCGGUGUAUAGAAAAUCAGCGUAGCGCAUGGAAACGACUCCCCUGUGUCCAUAUAAUUAGUAUAUUUCCGCGUGAGCCGGGAAUAGUGAAUGUGAUUUUACUGACGGAGUGUUGGCCGACUUAUCUGCCUAAGUGCAUUCUAAUGUAAUGUAUUCAUUCUUCGCAAUUCAUUGAGAUCCUUACUUUGAGUGUUUUCGUGUGUACUGUUUCAAAUUUUAUUUUUUCUUUCAUAAUUCUAUACCUUAGAUCUUGCAUAAAAUUAUGUCGUUUUCAUUUACCGACACCGUUACGAAAUCACUUGAAAUCUCAUAAAAAGAAAAUUAUUUAUAUGUACAUAUUGUGUAGAUAAAUAUAUAAUCAUAUCGAAUGUAUGUAAAUUGCUGCCACAGUAUAAUGGUUAGUAGAAUGAAAUCUUAUUUUGUGUACCUUUUUUGAUACAUUAGUUAAUAAAAGAAAUGAUGAAUGAUGCUCUUAUAGAUCUAAAUAUACCGUUGUGGUUGAAUAUUUUAUUAUUAAAUGUAUAGGAUUGGCGUGUUGGUUGUGGGCUCCUUGUUAUGGCCUACUAGCAAUUUCAUGCCACGAAUGGUAUUUCAAUUAACUACUGUGAAUGUUAUAUGUAAAAAAACUAUGCAUAAAUGUGAAGUUGCCAUUUCUAUAUAUGUACAUUUUACAGUGCAAGUCUUACAAAUUUAUCUCAAUGUGUAUAUAUAUCUUUUGACUUCACAAAUUUUCAUAAUCUAGUCUAUGCCUGUGGCUUGUUAUUUCGUUUGCUGUACUGGAUUGUUAAAAAUACUAUUAUUACUUUAUAUAUAUAUAUACAUAUAAAUACCAGAAACGGUAAACAUUUGUUUUAGUAAUAAUUGAAGUGUACUUCCAAUAUUUAAUUAGUCUGCAACUGUAUGUUUUCCAUACUGCAUAUUUUUAUAAAAUAAAUCAGUUUGUUACAUGUUUUUAUUCAGAUUAAGUGUAAGACGUUAGUAAACAAGGUGCUCUACAUUUAAAGUUUUGUUAUGAGGGGCGUGGUCCCUCGCUCUGCAACGAGUUUCCAGUGUGUGUGCUGUGAUCACUUCCUUAUGCGAAUGAGACUGAUUUUACAAAUAAAUGCUUUGAUUAUAGAAAUGUUCUGUAAUGCUUUGACGCCUACGAUGUCUGUGCUAUCUGCAUGUACUGCAGCAAGCGGCCACAGAGUAUUGUUUAGAGACGGCUCCUGCCAGUACACGUGUGCAGCACAGACCAACCGCGAUAUGAAUUUGAAAACAGAAACCGAUUUUAUUAACUCGGAUCGCUUAAUUAAUAUUAUUGAUGUAAAGUGUAUAUUACUCAUACUUUAUCACCGAUUAUUAUUUCAUUUUUUUUUUUAUCGAUAAGCAUGACUUUUAAUUGAUGACAUACCUAAUGUUAUGAUUAGAAUAAUUUGUUUAUAAAUUUAGAAGUUAACGAUUUAUUGAGAUUGUUACCACCCGAAAUAAAUAUGGAGUUGUCACGGGAAAUAUCGCCAAAAUUUAAUAUUUCAGAAUAUAUUUUAAAAUAAAUAUUGGCGUUAUAUUACGUUAAUUACAUUAUUAGAUAAAUUAAUAACCGAUUUCCAUAUAGUAGAAUAAUAUUAUAUUAAAUGAAUUUCGUUUUAGAUUAGCAAAAUAUCAUAUGUUUUAUUCAUGAAGUUAGUAGUAAAUUGUCAUGCCGUUGUAUGAGAUUCCCAUUUUAAACAUUGAUGUUUUAGUAUCAUGGUAUCUUAUUAAUAACUCAUUAGUUAUGUGGUCUAAAAGUAUUGUGGAAAUAUAACACUGAAUAUUGUUAUUGGCAGGUGAAACUGGCCACAUUCAAUGUUCCAGUAUUCAAUUUGAACUCUCUGUACUAGAUGCUAAUGUUGUUAUAUGUUAUUAUAGACGGGACUACAUUGACGCAUCCAAUAGUUGUCUAUAUUACGUAAAUAUAUAAUAUUUACUUAUCCUGUGAUCAUCUAUUCUAUUGUUUCAAUAUAUUUAUUAAUGUUAUCGGAGACAUUCCUAGGGUAUAUGUUACUUUCUCAAUUUCUAUAUUUUUCUUUUAUCGUUAUUUCUGCUUGGGACAACUGUUUAUAUGUGUCAUUCGCUACCUGUAAGACAUUAUUGAAACUGUAAGCACAGCUUACUGUUGUAAUAAUAUUUAAUUUUCUAAAUUUUAUAAUAACAAUGUGCAAUUAACAAUUUAUUUAUUCUUUAUGGCUUAAUAUAUAAUAUUUAUUUUUUAGAAGUAUAUAGUGUUUCUAUAAUUGUGUGUAUCCAAUAAGGGGAAUUAAUUGUUCCUAUAUGAGAUUUUAGACACUAUACAAUACACCGAUUGCUGACGAAAUUGUGUACUACAGACAAGCAUUCCAACUAUAUUCCACUUGUAAAUAGGCCUAACGAAUUUUACGACUUUUAAAGAAUGUACAUCUUGCUUUAAAUAUUGAAAAUGUAAAUAAAUCAUUCUUGAGCUUUGUGUAAGGAGCAUGUACUGAACAUGUAUGACAAUGGAAAUUACUAUGCUAUGUUGAGACUAAACGUUUUUAAAUUAAUGAAAUAUAUGAUUAACGGGGAUAACAUCUCAUAUUGUAUUUGUGUUUGAAUUAAGUACGUAUAACGAAAUGUAUAUGUUUAUAAUAUAAUAUUUGAUGAUGUUAUGUAUACAAUUUAUUAAACAUGGAUAUAUCAAUAAAACUAUAUUUUGUGUA
Galleria mellonella (greater wax moth) is the source of this 6656-nucleotide messenger RNA. It is a transcript of the gene mtgo, whose product is annotated as fibronectin type-III domain-containing protein 3a. NCBI's taxonomy places the organism in Eukaryota, Metazoa, Arthropoda, Insecta, Lepidoptera, Pyralidae. Gene Ontology annotation, molecular function: protein binding. The record is from RefSeq and is a predicted model, not a curated record.